Messenger RNA from Pocillopora meandrina, 17984 nucleotides. The record is from the annotation of a GenBank genome assembly. NCBI's taxonomy places the organism in Eukaryota, Metazoa, Cnidaria, Anthozoa, Scleractinia, Pocilloporidae.
CUACUCCUCCUGCAGAUCGGGACAACUCCCAAUCGGGUAAGAAAUAGUUCAAUUUAAUUUUAACUAGACCGAUCUCCGCACAUUUUCCUCCGCAUUGGGAAUGCUGUCCUCUUAAAGACACUAAUGAAGACGCGGAAAGACGAUAUUUAAUUCAUUGCUGAAUUAAAGUCGCUUUUAAUUUAACGGUGGUCUUACGCAAUUCACUUUCGAAAAUUGUUUUCGACUCUUAUUAUAAACCAGAAAAUUUUAUCGCUUUUUCUAUUUCAUCUGUUAGCUUAGCGGGAACGACAAUUACAGAGUUUUUGGCGACGUAGAUAAAAUUUUUCUUUCAUACAAAAUCUUAUGUAAUUAUGCAGGUUUUUUUUCCUUUUUUGCCAAGUGCUGAUGUAAACCUAGUAGGCUGGUUCUUUCUUCUAUUUUUGUAUCUUUUCAUAACUUGUUCUCUUCGUUUUGACGUUGGUAUGCGACAAGCCCACAUUUUCGAAGUGAAAAAAGGAAAAUAUAAGAUUAUCUUGAUUGUCAGGGGUGAAAAAUAAAAUCUACUCAAUUGAGGCUCACAUGUGCGCUAAGGCUUUUUUCUGAUUAAAAUCUAAGAUGGUUGUAACCCAAUGCCCAAACGAACGUCUUUCACAGGUAUGUGAAAGAAAAUGAGGGUCGUUUCUGCAACAUUUUUCCCGCUCACUAUAAGCAUUGUAAGUUUUAAUUCUCGUUUGAAAGCUAGUAAAAGCACAUAACCUUCUCAGUGGUGCCAGUCACACGACUGUCUCGAUAGGGUCAGCCGGUUGCAGGAUGAGACGAGAAUAACAUGUUAACAUUGCGUUAUAAUUGACACAGUCAAACCUUUUUCUAAGGAUAAUGUCACUUACGACUGCCUUGAGAAAUUCCCAUCACGGAAAACACCGUGUUUAUGUAUUACUAGAACUGAACCGACUCAAUUAAGGACAUAUUCCUGUUUCGAGAGCGCUCUGGUCUCCGCCGAGUGACCGUCACCCCGUAUUCAUAACUUAAUUCUUUAUCUAUACUCCUAUACUUUAUACUCCUAUUCAUUUGAUCGUUUAUCCAUGUAUUUACCUAAUUUAACCGUCUUUGGAUCUUACAGUAGAUUUCGCUGAACAAUUUUCUCUCGUUCCUCUUCAAAGCCUUAGUUCUGUUUUCUGUACAGAAUGUAAGGGCAGUGCCCUCUAUGAGUUGAGCCUUACAACAUUGUGUAAACCAUUUUUGGGGACGAUUCUAACUGAUACGGGGCGAGAAAAUUGCCGAUUUCCAUCCCUAAAAAACUCUCGUCAUGAAAAAGGAUUUAACUGAUCGUUGAUUAUUUUAAAUUUUGAAUACGAGCCCUGGGCAAUAUUUCCGCUCGUUUUAUACGUUGAACCAUCGAAUAAGGGAUCAGUUUUCCAUUUUCCUUUUACUUUCUAUUAAGUUGUAGCAUGCGAGCAAGAAAUCAUUUCAAAAUAGCGCUUCGGCGUGAGCAUUUCUUCGCCAGCGGAAGGUACGAGGCCUUAUACAACGCAAGCUUGUGACCUCGGUAAACCUCUCUCCGACUGCCUGAUCUCAAAUUUCCCGCUUCCUGCAGCGCUAUUGGCUUGCUCGCAGGCUAGUACAUGGGUCUAGUCGUCAACAUACAUCCUUCGGCAUCAGCUGAGAAAAAUAUUGAUCUCAUAUGGCGUAUAAAAAAGACGAAAACAACACAGACACAACCAUGGAGAUGUCUUACAUGACGAACAUUAACGUAUCAGUGUAAUAACUGAGGUACAUUAAUUCUGAAAAAUAUAAAGCUUUUGUACAUGUUAAAUCUAGUCUUCAUGCAGCUUCAGUCAAGUUUGUUCUUUUCUUUUAAUUUCAUUCUCUUCUGGCACAAGUUUCAGAAAAAUAAUUCCAAUCAAUAUUCAUCCCUCCCGUGAGAUCUUUUCAACCCACUCACAGCCGCCUGAUACACCAUCUUCAGCCGGUUAAGGCAAAAGGAAAGACUGUUUCUUAGUACUGUCGGAUAGCUUCGUAAUUUGAAUAUAAUAUUAUCCCCUUCAAAAUUCCAGGAGCAAACAAACUGAAAUUGUUUUGUACAGGUAAUCGCAUGAUUUCGGGAUAAAUCAACACGAGUAACUUUUACAAAGGCUAUCUGGGCGAAUGCAAUUCAAUUGAAUUGGAUUGAUGCUCUACAACUUGUAGUAUUUGAAAAAUUUAGGAAUCUGAAAAAAUAGAGUAUCAACUCAAAGAAAUUUUUCCUUUCAGCGAGUCUUACUGGUUAGAGUGUAAUGAGAAGCGAUGAAAAUACAGUGAACACUCUACACUUUUUCACGUUAUUCUUGACAAUUUUUAUCGAUGUAGAAGGUUACUUGACAGCAGGGAAAAUAAGCAUAGAUUCGUUUGCCGUAUAAAAUCGCUCAACUCGUGCUAACCAUAACUCAAAAGUCAUGCGUUAACAUGUUGAAUUAUCAGAUAGUUCAACAAAACCAGAAACAUUGUUUUACUUGAUCAGAAGAAGCAUUCCAGUGUAUUUUUAAGCUCACAAAAAGGAAAACAAGUUGUUAUGUCUUCUUGUAGUGAUUAUUCUAUCUUAUGUGAAAUUUGAGACAUGAAUAGAAGCAGUUAUGGUUAAGCACAAUAAAGCAUAACUUAUCAUCGGAAACACGAGUUUCUCUCGUGGUUUUUAUACAAAAAAUUAUUACGAUUAUUCUACAAAACAAUGCUGUUACAUUCCGAAAAUGCGAGACUAAUGAAUAGUAUCCAAUCAUUUCAAUUUAGCUUUAUUCAUUUUUUAACACUGGCUUAAGAAUUUGGGACUGCUGAUAUGGAUUCUUCUGAUAUGGAUCGAUACAUGUAUGCACAGCAAAAUAUUUCAUUCGCAUGCAAGUGUGGCUUCACGGUUGCGAAAAGUUGUGUUCAGCUUCAAUAAUUUUAAAUUUUAGGAAUGUGUGGCCGUGAAUUGCCGCAGGGUUUUUGAAACAGUUUUGAAAAUCAUACGGAAUUACUCGUGACAUUCGUCAGUAGACGGUUGUCGACUUGUUUAUCAGUGCUAUUCAAAUCUCAGCUGUACCUUUCCAAGUAAAUCGGCGUCCAACCCUUGAAAAUAACAACAGAUCAAACAAUACCUUAGUAUCUUUUAUUCCAUGGCUGUUCAGUUCGUUUUGCAGCUUCAAACAAUGUGAACUUCGUAUUUCCUCGCUGGCGACUCAUCAAAUCAUUGAUUUCAGAGUGGUUGGACUUAGCUCAGGAAUUGCAAGUCCGUUGUAGAACAAACCAAACAAAUGAUCAAAAACAUUUUCGACGUUUACAAACCUAAACUACAAAGACAAUUCUUAAGAAUGCACAGAUACAUAUCAAAGAGUAAUUCACUUUCGGUAACUGAUCAAAGUACAUCGGGCGAUCAAUACACAAUCACUAACUUGUAUCGAAAUAUUAAACUAAGGAAUGAUUAACUUUCAUGGUAAAUCACUGCAAAGAGAUUUAAACUCUACUUCAGCGUAGACUUCAGAGACAUUACUAUUUUAUGUAAAGUUUCCAUGAUAAAAAAAAGUUUCGUAAAAAAUUGAAACGUGCACGAGUUAUUUACAAAAACGUGUUUUCGAGCUGAAUUCUCUAGUCGGCCACAACAGGGGAUAGCCAAUUGAAACUUGUCAAUAUAAAUGACUACCGAUAUGUUUUCAGAGGUAAAUAUCCUGGUUCUUGAAUUUCAAUCACUGAGACACCUCCUGAUUUAAUUUCACUCGGUGAUCUUUGUUAUAAUUCUUGUGUAUUAGACUAGACUGUGAAUGGGAAAAGGUGAAACAGAGAAGAGUCCUUCGGUUAAAGCCAAAAAGAAGCCUGGCUGAUAAAAAAAAAGACUGAAAUUAAAGAGAUUCAACGAGGAACGUCCGAAAAAUCUCACUAAAAGAGAUAAGGGCUCGUGGAUUACGCAGUCUUUGCUGCUUGCACUCGAUCAGCAUCCAUCAACCUGUUCUGGCGAGCUCAAGCCACGUACACCUUGAGAUUACUCUGACGGCAAGCGGAUUUGAACAGAAAGGCUGGUUCCCACUGGCGAUGGCGUCGUAGUCGGAGUCGUGAGAGUGCUUCCGAACCAUGCCAAGUGAAAAUCAAAAUCGGAGUCGUAAGUAGAGUCAUAAGCUCGACGGAAUCUGAGUCGAAAGAAUCACAAUGGUUUCAUUUUUAACGAUUCCGUUACGACUCCGAUGCCUAAGAUCUAGUGAAAUCUCGAUUGUUUGAUUCUUAGCUGCGAGGAUCUUAUAAUUUCAUCUCUCCACCGCAGUGCAAAUAUGUGAAUUUUCAUAUAUCUAAAAUCUUAAUUCAGUUUUCAUCGCAUCGAAGGCGACGGAGUCGUAAGCAGUAUCGAUAUUUUUCUUCCGAUUCCGAUGAUUUUCAACAGAUCGUAUCACUCUGCUCUUCUGAUUUAGACUCCGACUCCGGCUUAAUCGUAAGUGAAAACUGGCUUUACAAGAGAUAGAUAAUCCCACUUUUGUUGCAUUUCGUUUGCCCUGAUCUUAACAGUGUGGUGUGAUUUAAGCUGGUUUUGCGAUUCUAUUUUUACCUUUGACACAAGGAAUCAAAAUAUAGCAACAUGUGAUAUAACGACAGUGACUUUAGUUACCUCUUUAAAUCAAUUUAAGCAUAGCUAAUUAUAAGACAACCUUUCUCCAUUUUACAUCUCAAUUCCUAUAAAAACUUUAAAAGUCUUUGCGUCACGCAAUAUAGCACAUUCACUGAGCAUUGAGAUUGUGAGUUUGCGCUGCCUUAGAAUGUCGAAUAAUCGACACGCAACGAAGUCGAGAGGUUUGUUCGACAAUAUUCACUGGACCUCCGGCGUAUGACUGUCAAAUGAUACACAAUAUACAAUUUUUAGCAGUGAUUCGGAAGUUUUUCGCGGAAUAUUAAUGCUUGUUGAUAAUAUACGACACCGGACUCGGCCUUUUCGUUCCACAUCGAUUUCCGCUUACAAUAUUUGUCUUUAAUUAUAAUGCCACCACAACAGAAUCGGCGUACUUCUCUAAACGGGUGCAUAUGGAAUGUUCAAACUCUUCUUUUCAAGUUCUUCCGUCAUUUCAAGUUUAACAACCUGUUAGUUCUGUUUUCAGUGGGUAGCAUUCAUGGUUAACCAAGUGCACAAGUAUAAGUCCUAAUCGAUAUACUUAACGUCGUUCUAGGUGGGAGGCGGCGUGUGGUUUUAUGAGAAAGAGUGAGGUUUUUGUGAAGGCUUGACUCCGUGCCGUCUGGCUCUUGUUUUCUCUGUGCACUUCUCCAGUGCUAUUUCCGCCCUUAGCGUGCUUUACAACAGAACAGAUCACAGAAGUGAUCUACAAAUGAUGUCAAAAUGUGAUAAGAACAGAAAGUGGCACGUGAUGUUCUUACUGCACGUCAAAAAUCGUCAGCGAGAAAGAUGGCAGUAAUUUUUGAGCUUCGUUAAAUUACGGUGAAUGUAGCUUAUCAAAAUUCCGUUUUCCUCUUUUUUUCUUCUUUUUUCGCGUGCAUUUGUGCUUCUGUUUUCUUGCUGACCUGUAAUUUAAUUUUAUUUAAUGCUAAUGUCAACUGGCCGCCUGGCUCCGCUAACCCCCAUGGUUUUUCCAGGAAACCAGUACUCUAAAUUUUACUUUUAAUAUUUUCAUUAUUGUGAUUUAUUUUUGAGCAAGAGUGAGUACAAUAAAGAUUGAUUUAUCGUCUGUGAUCUAUUAUUGAACAGACGCACGACAACAUGGAAUUUUUUUUUGUUUUAUCAAAGCAAAAUGUUGUUAAUGGUGACGUCAUCUAAGCGUCUGUCCUUCAAUAGAGCAUAAGAAAGAACUAAUCAAAAUGCGUAUAUAAUUCAGCUUAUCAUACCAAAAAGGUUGAAUAAAUCCACCAGUCCCAUGCUACAGCAGUGAUAUAGCUAGUAACUAAUGUAACGAUUUUACUAUGAAUGUCUUACAAUCAUUUUCGUUAUUUGCAGGCUUUUCUUAAUUUAAUUCUUGCAAGCCUCAAAAAUGCCAUCUCUACAGUUGGGGGCCCACGAUCAUCACCGCAGCAAAGUUCCUUAUGGAAUACAAUUCAUUCGAUGGGUUACUACCGAACGAACAACGCAAGUGUAAGAAUACUUUUUUUUUCAAAAUCUAUUCUACAAAAUCUUUAACUAUCGCAAUCUAUUUAUGGGGUUACAGUGUCUAAUUCCUUUGAUUUUAUUCACUUUCACUUGACAUGCACUUCCUCAAGGGCGCACACUUUAGCAAGUGUAACUCAGAAAGAAAUAAAGCAACCACUUGUUCCUUACCUUAAAGAGGCACAUGGGCCCAGCCCGGAAUUGCGAUAUCUCGUACUUCAUGAGAGCUUGAAAGAGGUUCCUAGUUAUCGAGAUUGGAGAAAAGACAACCGGAAAUAAGACAAAAUAAGUUUUUACUGUACUAAGUCAAGUUCAAAUUAUGUAGAUUUUUAAUAAAAUAGCUUUCUCCAUUGAUCAAAUCAAGUACAUUGUAGAGACGUCGAGAGAAAUGAAACAUUUUGAAGAGGAAAAUUGGCGGUAAUGGGAUGGAAGGAAUUAUAGUGUGAUAAAAGGAAAAGAAUACACGACUGCCUCGAAAUAAAUUCAAAUGCAGUUUUGAAGUGUUACUCAUCCACACAACAAAUAUCGGUGAGGGUGAAAGAAAGAUGAAUGCACGACUGAGUCAUGAGGAUAUCGAUUUUCGUUCAAAUUGAGGAGGAUUCGAAUAGUUGAGUGUCGGCUAUUUAGGACUUUGAGAUAAUCUGGUUGAAUCAACGGAAUUGAUAUUGUGAGUUGACCUUUCACUGAUUGGAGACAGUUGCUUUGAGUAUAAAAUUACUGACUAAUUUAUUCAUUAAACCUCGCCAUUUGUUCCCCUCAGCUAUCGCACAUGGGUACUCAUUCUAACCUUCCUCGCCUAUGCUUCCUAUAAUCUUUCAAGAAAACCAAUCAGUGUCGUAAAGGUGAGAAGUACACAAUUACAAUAAUAUUAUAUACCUCUUAGUAACCGAGUUCGAGGUCUGUACUGUAAGUCACAGACCAAGUGUUUUGUACUCGGGUUUAUGAAUGCCCAAUUGCAAACCGCGCGGGGCAUAAAUCCAAGCGGAAAAACGAGGUUCCGUGACCUACAUGCAGUAAGGAGCAAGAAAACGAGGUUAGUGAGGUAUUCAUGGUAUCUCUUGGUUCAUAUAGAGGGGAAAGGUUUCAUUUCAAACAAGGUUUCAAAUUUAGCGGGUCAUACAGUAAGAUACAGCCCUCUAAAUUGACCAAUCAUAGUGUGCGUACGUAGAGGCGGUGUUACGAGCAUUUCCCACCCAAAAUUCAUUUCGGCAACUAACCAUCAAGCACAAUUUGUUUCUUGUUCAGGGAGAAUUCACAGUUCACAAUUGUACAGCUGAUAAUUUAUGCCGUGGAUGGGCACCCUUUGGUGAGUAAGUGAUAAAUUCUAAAAUGUUUGAAGAACUCCACACUUUGCACUCCGUACAUAUCAAGGAAAGUGUAAAUCCUUCUAAACUGUUGGACGGGACGUUUGACGGUGAAUUAUUACAACCACAUCUACAUAAACCUGACUGAUAAAAGGCUGCCUAAAAAAAAUUAUCUUUAAUGACGAGAUUGUGAGUAUUUACAAAGAUGAAGAAGUAAAACGUGCAGGAAAUCCAAAUCUUUUUCUUUGUUUUAUGCCUAUUUUGUCCACCAUAACUUCCUCGAGCUGGUCUGGGGGUCCUUGUAUGAUGUGUAAACUUUUUGUUUUAGAGCGGGUGUGAACUACCGCUAACUCACGAUGUUCUAUUUUUAAGUCACAGAUUCUUGUUAAAAAGAACUUUCUUUUUACCAGAUUCUCCUGCUAGUGGAGAGAAACUUCUUGGAACACUAGACGUUGCCUUCCUCUCAUCGUAUGCCAUAGGCAUGUUCUUCAGGUACAGUUUUCUGUCUCUGGUUAAUAAGGUCAAGGAGAGUGAAUCUUUCCUGUGUCCUUAGCAUUCUUUUCUAGAUCCGUCCUGAGAAAUGGAAUAGUAAAUGUUUAUGCAAUGGAAUACUGAAUAAUUCCCCUUUUGAUGUAAGGGGCCUUGUAAACCAAUUCAGUUAGAAGUGGUAUAUGUAACAUUCUAUGAGCGCGCGUUGGAUAUGUAGAGAAUAAUACAAGGGCGCGCGUAGAUACGCAUGGAGUUUCUCUUCGAGUUGAAUACCUUAUUGACUAGAAAAGUCAACUUUAUUAAUUAAUAAAAACAAUAGCAACCACAAUAACCGAAAAAAGUAAUGAAGUGCCUUGGCGUUAAAACUCAAGAUAAAGAAAAAAUGCGUUGAAUCAUUACAAAAACAAACAAUGGGCGUAACGUCCAAUUUACAAAAUUCUCAGUUAUUGACUUUUUCCUUGCCGACAGAAGAAAUCUUUUAACGGCUAAAAAAUCUUUUUUUACGGCCGAAUUCGGCUUGCUGCAAAUCUUGCAGUGGUCGAUUUUCGUUAUCAGCCACGAGAAAUGCCAGUACCAAAGCCACCGAGUUCGCGAUUUUCGGUUUUUUUUUUUGUAUUUUGAUUUCCUUCAUCUUCUAGGAGAUUUCGAACGUCAUUGUCUGUAUGUCAUGUGCCAUACAAAUUUUUAAGUGUUUCAGCAACCGUUAUCCGAGAAAAUUUCAAAAAACGACCUUGGAGUGAGAAUGGUGAAGGCUUUGCCAUUUAUUCAUCAACAUGACAGAGUCGCGCGAAAGACGAGUGACGUGUCAGCAGCUGAUUGGCGACGUCAAACACAUGAAAAAUUAUCGUAUUUUUCAAUGGAAAUCCUCGUAUAACACCACUGUUUCAGAUAUGUUAAAAGACGGUAAAUAACCAACGAGGAACAUAGCGCUAAGUUGGCUAUCUCUAAUCUAGUAUCCAAAAAGCGGGAAUGGAAUAUCUGUUUUAUCAAAUGUUAUUAAAUUCUGAACGUUUGGUUACUUGGAGCCUAUUUUCAAAUCUGCAACAAUUGGUGCAAUACAUUUCCAUACAAGGUGAUUCGCAAUAUGUGCUGAUUGCCGGAGUUGCGUGAGCCAAUCAGAACACUAGAAAUGCAAUAUUAUGAGUUGAACAUUUAUAAACAAUGUUAUUUACCGACUAUUCAGUUUCUCCUUGCAGUGGCUAUCUCGCUGAGCACAUAGACCUGAGGUAUUUUCUGACCUUCGGCAUGAUGUUCAGUGGAUUUUUUUCCGUGCUCUUUGGUUUGGGAUAUUUCUACAAGGUUCACAACUUUGAGUAUUAUUUUUUCAUUCAGGUAAGUACUCCUCGUAUUUAUUUGUUGAAACAUCGUUUUGAAAUUGCAAAUUUUGAUGUCAUAAUACUUUACAGAGUAAAGUGGGAUGCAAGAGCAUUUGGAAAAAUGUUGAUAGCAAAAUGAAGUCAACCUCAAGCCAAGUAGAAUAUGUUUGCGAUGAAUGAAAAAAAUAUACAUAGAAUAGAUGUUGCUACGCAGUUGGUUUUGAUUCAUGUAAGUGGUCAAAUGCAUCGAUGGCCGGCUGCAUCCGGGAGAUAUUCCUCGAUUCUUCACUCUUCACAAAAAAAUCAAUUUGACUUUUCCUAACUUCUCUUUUAGCUGUUCGCGGGAUUUUUCCAGGUGAGUAGAUAAAUGAUUGUUAGCUUUGUUGACAAUGAUCUCAUGUUGUUCAUGUCUGUUUAUGUAAUUUUUUUUACUAAAACAAGCAAACCAAAAGUGGUACUAAGUCUAUGAAUUAAUUCUGUUUUAACAGAGUACCGGUUUGCCCACUGUAGUUGAGUGUGUAGGCAACUGGAUAGGGAAAAGGAGGUAAGAAACGUUGUAAACCUUCUAUAACUGGUGAGCUAGAAACUUCUUUGCUUAGAUACGAGGAAUUCUUUAUACUUUAGUUAGAAGAAUUAAGAACUGAUUUUUGUUGUUCAGUACGUUCAUAUGAAAUAUUCCAAGCUCAUUUGCAAUAGUUCUCAUGAGGUACUCAAGGUUUUCUGAGCGGUUUCAUCACGUAAAAUAGAUGUUCAUGAUCCAUAUGCUUAAAUGAACUCGUUGAGGUCCACGAAUUGCCACGGAGAGUUUCGAUCGACAAAUUCUAUUGUUUUUUCACUGUGUACCAUUGCAGACCGGAUUUUACAUCUUUCCAUUCCAUUAAAUGAGCCUUAUGAACUCGGCGUUAAUCGAAUGUUAAUCUCUCCAUGGAGUCCCAUACAGCGAGCAGGAACUUCAUCAUUAUCAGGGAAAAAUGAAGCUCCAUAGGGCUCAAAGUAGCUAAACAGAGUUCAGUGGAAUUCUAUAGGCUCUCUUAGUUCUAUGCAGCAUGGGUCUAGGGAUCUUCACAAAGAUUUUCAUAGAGCUAUAGUCAGUGUUACGUGUUCCGAGGGCUAAAUUCCAUGGAAUUCUAUAAAAGUCAAUGAAAUCCAAGAGUACAUUUGAAGAGCAUGAUGUACCUGUUAAAUAGAUGUACAGUUACGCUCAUCAUGUUUUAGUCACGGCUAUACUGAUGUCAAUGAUCCUUUGCAGACGUGGUUUCAUAAUGGGAAUUUGGAAUUCUCACAAAUCCGUUGGAGCUAUCUUAGGAUCCAACAUCGCUGGCAUCUGGGCUAGUGACCAAUGGUAAGGGCCGGGAUAUGAUUUAGGUCACAAACAAUAACAAUGCUGAUAACUAUUGCUUCGACUUUGUCUUUGUGAUGACAUUUAGCUUGACGUUAAUAUUACACUUUUUAACAGGGGAUACUCGUUUCUUGUACCUGGUUGUAUCAUUGGUGGAGUGGCAAUCGUUGUGUUUUUGUUCCUCGUUGUAGGUACGUUUUACGCCUUAACCCGUGUCAGUGAUAGUAUGUUUACGAGAACUUCGUCAAUUGAACAGCUGCACAGUGGAAGAUCCUUAAAUUCUUCACUUAGUGCUUUCCUCUUAACAGAUCUUUGAGAAUCCUGCUGUAAAGGACCAGGAUCUGGUGUUAAGGAUCAUAUAGGGUUCUGCAAAGAUGAUAGAACGCUUAUUUAGGAUAUCUGUUGAAUACGUCUUUUUUCCCAGAUCCUAUUGAUGUGGACUGCCCAUCUCCGCAGAGACAAUCUAAAGAGGUCUGAGCUAAUAACCUUCUACUUCACCUUUGACUUAGUAUUCCUGGUGAUACCAUGCUGUUGCGUUUCGAGAUUAAUUAUUUUCACUACUUUGUCCCCUUGAAGUGGUCCCCUCUUCAAAUCUGAUUAUUACCUUUGUUUUCUGCAGUCCUUUCCUGUUUAUGCUACAUUUAGUACGAAAGUUGAUGUCAGAAAUCCAGCCCACCAGGAUGGCUUGGUGAGUACUCCUCUAUGUUAGGGAAUGGGAAUUUUUUUUUUACAAUUCGAUCGUGAUUUGUUCUUCGGCUAAGUGUUACAGUGGUAUAUGUGAUAAUUCUUUCAGAUGAAAUAUUUUCAGGAUCCGUUUUCACUAUAACAUUCUUCACGUUUUCAAACCUCAUUGACAAGAAACAACCCAAGGUCAUACAAAGAAUUCGUUGUUACUUCAUAUUCGUUAUAACUAUAACUUCACAUUGUUAUUAACAAUUUUCAGAUUUCGAAUGAUUCGUCAAGUUCAGUUUUUUUGUCGUUUUCGUCUUCGUCAUCACUUUCGUCUCAUGAGGAACCCGAUGCUAUAAGCCUCUGGAAAGCAAUUCUUAUUCCAGUAAGUUAACUCAAAAUUUCCUUAUGAUUCUAAAGAGAAUGCUGAACAGGGCUCUAUGGGUUUAGAGAUACUACGGUAUGAAACUUGUGACGGUAGGCAAAUGACGUGAUCGAACGAGAACAGCUUUGACUUUUCAAAUAACGUCUCCGUUGGAGUUAGAGCUAUAUUUGAAGUUUAAAUUGCCUUAAUAUGUGAAAUGGUCUACAUAAGUCUGCCACUGAAGAGAGCUUCACACUACCAAACAGCAGGCCAAACACAUUUAGUUUCGAUCUCCAGAGUGCGUUUGUUUUUCCCAUUACGUCACAGAGGUGUAUGUAUCAUCAAACAUUUACCUAAUACCAUACUGAUACCAAAUCACGAGCUUUUAUUUAAAACAUCUUUUCUAAAUGUUCUUGGGGAGCUUGACACAAAAUCUAUGCCUAAUGGAACACAAAAAUCUUCUUCCCUUCUUUGAAUUUGCAGGGAGUGAUUGAGUACUCGUUCUGUUUGUUCUUUGCCAAACUGGUCAGUCUAACAUUCCUGUUUUGGUUGCCAUUUUACAUAGAAAACACGAGUAAGUUUUUACGUUUUUCCUCUCUUUGCUGUCAUUUGAUUCAAAAAAGGACGAAAAUUUCGGAAGGGAACACCGACUAUCAAUCGUAUGAGUUAGAGGUUAAGAUGGAGCCUCUGCACUGUUUCUUUAUACCAGGUUUUUUAAGUCUCGGUCGCUGUUUCCACUCUGAAUCAAAUGGAACUAGUAAACUGAGCAUAAAGAAGCAGUACCAUAUGUCUUUUCUUUUCAUGCAACGAAUCUUGGAUAACCUCCCACGAUAUGGGCCAAACUUCGUUUACUUUAAGUUUUGAAAUCACGCGUAUGAUUUCAGCCCAAAUUGCACUCCACUCAGUUCAAUUACCAUUAUUUAUUAAAAAGGAGAAUCUUAACUUACUUUUUAAUUUUCUUGGGGAGCUGGAAGCGCCAUGCUGUUUGGCUUUACUUGUCAUUAUGAACGUAAUAUGCAAUCAAACUGCUUCGAAUCGUUAUACAUAUUAUUGUUGUGAGAACACUAUACAUUAAAUUUUAAAGCGAAAUAAAUCCCAACUUGCUUAGGGAAAUAUCUGUACAAAUUGAGUCAGUGAGUGCACAGUGUGGCCCUUUUGGAAAGUUAAUAACCCAUAUCUAAAUUCAUUUUAUGUCUUGUUUCCUUUUUUCUUCAGAAAUUGGUGGUGAAUUUCAUGACGUACGUUUGUCUGCAGAGUUGUCCGCUUUCUUCGAUGUAGGAGGAAUGAUAGGUUGGUGAAAGUUGUAUUAGGGAAUUUUAGAUCUACGUUUGUUUCUGAAUACGUGUGACCGCAAACUCUAGGAGUCACGUGACUAGACUCCAGCGGUUCAUGUUCGCCGUUUGCCGUCAACGCUAGAACUUUGGACAAGGCAGUUUAGGGUUAUGGAAUCCUUCGACACUUUUUUUCUUCCUGUUCGAAAGUUCUCACGUAUGUCCUAUAAGUAUAUGUGAAGUGAAGUCUUUUCUUUUAAUUCAAGGUGGCAGCGCACAUGUUGAUUUUUUCAGGUGAGAGCCGAGGUCGAUCUAAAAAGCCGAAAGUCACGAAACUUCUAACCUCUAACCAUAAACUGCCAACCAUGGUUUGACGUUUGCGCUGAACACACCAAACGUGGAUCUAAAACUCUCUAUUAACAAAAAUCCUCCAGGUUUUUGAGUCCAGGUUUGCGUUGACUAACUGCAUGGCCUGAGUUUAUUUCAACCUGGAGCUGGGUUCGGCUGUGUGAAAUGAGGCCUACCUGCAAAUGAACUAAAGCAAAUAUCUGCAAAUGACCCCGGCAACGCUUCGCUAUUUUCAUCACUAUUUCCUGACGACUUGAAGCUUGGCUGAAUCAUAUCUUUUGUCAUCUCACUAAUCUCCAAUGUCUCCCGCUUCGUUUCUUUAGUUCGCACAGCUUUUUAGGAUAGCAGAGAUUUAUAUGACAGGAUUUUAUAUGCGAACCAUUUUGCUCAUUUUUAGGAGGAAUCUUGGCUGGAUACAUCUCUGACAAAACUGGCUGCAGUGGGAUUGUUGUUGCGGUUAUGUUGUUUUGUGCAGGGCCAGUGGUGAGUUUUCUGCAUGUGCAUGUUUUAUCUUGAGGUAACGAUUAAAUAUAUUUAUCUGACUUCCAACUUUCUUGUAGCUCUUUUUUUAUAGAUUCCUUUCAAAUUUUAACAUAACAGCGAAUAUUGGUAAGUUUUUAUCAGAUAUUUCUUGAGAACUGAGUAAUAUCAUACGUCUUUGGUUAGAUCCCAGUAAUUCUGCUGUUACCUGUUCCGUUGUUCUUUUGCAAUCAUACUGAGCCAAACUAAGCUUUUCUGUCAGUAUAUCUUAAUGUCAGUUCCUUCGUCUGUAUAUCUGUCCUCUUUUGUUCACAGUCAGUCUACUUCAUUUAGAUCGUCGUAAAUGGAGUACUCAGUUAGGAAAUAUUAUUUUGAAGCGUAGCUGUCUAUAAUAGAAUCGUAUGUGCAGCUUAUAAUGCCAAACUUUUCUUGUCUCGCCUUAUUGAUGAUCGAUCUCUGGUUUUAGGUUUGAUGAUUAUUACGGGAAUUUUGGUGAAUGGUCCUUAUUCUUUAAUAACAACGGCGGUAUCAGCCAAUUUAGUAAGUUGACGUACACUUUACCUUUUAUGAUAAUAUAUCACGACAAAUAAGGAGACGUCGUUGAAGGACAUCGCUCAUUUCGGAACCAAUAACAAAUGUGCAGCUCAUUCAAGAAGAUGCCUUGGUGCAUCGCUGCAUGACCCAACCUUAGCGAAUUUUACCCCUCCCUUCCAAUCAAAACUCACAAUAUACGAUCGACUCUCUUUGGCUUAUAAUUAACGACUCACCUACUGAUAUUGCGAGAGCCUUAAAACUUGCGCCACAAAAAUUCGAAAAUAAACUGAAAUGUUUGUGCUGCCCGAUAAGAUGUGGCCUAUUAUAUAAUGGAUUGAGUCAAGCGAAAGUUGAUUCGUCAUAUCUAGUUAAUCCUCUCGGGUAAUUUUUUUUAAUCACUCCCACUUUUGGUGAUACAGGGGCAUCUCUAAAAACCAAUCCUGUCUUGCAAAUUGUGCUUACGUGGACAUCCCAAACGGUAACUGUUCGUUCUGACUAAAACAUUUGCAAUUGGGACCUUACGCAAAGCAGGAUGGCGACGGCAACGAGAAAGAUAUGAAAAAAAUACAAGAUUUAAAGAACAGAACUGUGCCUCAUUGCUAAGCCGUUGUGCAGUCUAAGAAAGCCAAUCCCCGUCAGCACUUUUUUCAUGUUUGUUUAUAGAAAUCAGGGACGCUUUUACAUGCCACACUUACGAAACUCAUACGGCAAAUGGAUGUUAAUUUUUUAACGAUGUCUUUCUUAGCGUUGCCCUCGUGACUGCGUAAGGUCAAGUAAGUAAGGCAUGAACUACAUGAGACAUUAUUCUCUAGGGAUUAAUUCCAUGUAUCAUCAUUAUUCUGCUCUCGUUGAAAUGAUUGAAAUCUAUGGAUACGAAAGUAUGAUUGCAUUUGUAUUUCAGGGUUCACACCCAUGUAUUAAAGGCAACAAAAAAGCAAUGGCCAUGGUAACUGCUAUCAUCGGCGGCACAGGUUCCUUGGGUGAGGCCAAAAGUCAUAUUUAGAUUUACUAGUCGGAUUUUUUAUUGAAUCAUUUUUUAUUUACUUUAUUUGGUCAGAUUUACUAGUAUCUUCAACUUAGUCUUAAUUAAAAGGAGUCCAUGAGUUUAAAUUAGGGUAUGGUGGAGAAGGAACGAAAGCAGUUUUAAAGAGUUUUCUUUUCCAAAACUGAGCCCAUUUCUUAACCACACUGUGUGUCUCCUCCACAGGUGCUACCCUUGGGCCUCUCUUAACGGGUUUCAUCGCGCCUAAGGUAGUUCUCUGUCUCCUUUGUAGUCUCUAUAUGAUCGUUUCCUUCCAUUUGGGAGGGAAGUGAAUCACAAGGAAAAUUGAAGUUGUCCGGUUAGUGUAGCUCACUUAGGAACUUGAGGUUGUAGUGCUACAUCGAAGUUCAGUAUUAAUUACAUUAAUCCUUGAUAACAUUACUUUUAAGAAUUCAGUACUUUAUAUUAAAAUGAGUGAUUUUUUUUUCGUUAUCCUAGGGAUGGGACAACGUAUUUUUUAUGCUCAUUGGUGCUGACGUUCUAGCGGCCGUUGUAAGUCGAUAUAGAUUAGUAAGGAAUGUUUACUGUUUUUAAUGAAGGUUUUACUCGGCGCGUGUAUCCCGUCAGUCUAUCUUAGGAAAGAUCAGUGACAGCAACAAACCGUUACUUUGUCGCCUCUGAGUCAAUUAGUGACAAUCGUCUUUGUCAGUACCACCUUUAAAAAAAAAUAUUUAGCAAAAGCGAAGCAAGUCUCAGCUGGAAAAUGAUUUUUGACUGGACUUCCUCGGUUAUUGUGUAGAUUAUGUUAAUCUGAAUAUAAAAAUUCUCCCCUUUUGAAAAUCAACCGAAAUCCAUUCUGAAUAGAGAAGAGACUCGAACUGACAAUUGGUACUCCAUUGAUAACCGGUAGUUUCUGGGUGAAGCCUUUAUUGACUACAGACUGAUUUUGACUGCAAACUCACUCCAGGUUGUAAGUUCCCGAUUUUAACGCUGAUCACUGACACACACUUGUGACACACACUUGUGACACACACUUGUGACACACACUUGUGACACACUUGUGACACACACUUGUGACACACUGACUUUGAAUUCAUUCUGCUUCUAGUGUUAGGAUUCCCUAACAAUGUUAUUCGGUUGGUUCUUGCAGCUUCUCGUCAGACAAGUGUGGUUUGAAUUAAGCCAGCAUUGUUUUCAAAGCAGGUACAAGACAGAAAUACUUCAUACGCGAUUCCAGUUAUCAAUUGAUGUUACAACUAAUUGCGGUAAUGUCGUCAUCCAAAAAAGCAAAAAGGAAAAAGGCAAACUCGAAUUAAUUAGCUAAUAAUGUACAUGAAAAAAUUUACGCUUUUGGCUGAAAACGAGUGCAUUCUCAUGUAAAACGAGUGCAAAAUACAAACAGCGCUUACACGCUUUCAAAAUUUCGUCUGUCUUAACUUUCUGCGAUGUUUUUUCAUGUACAUUAAUAACAAAUAAUGACAUGAUUUCUCUUGCAGUUUUGUAUAAUAAGCACUUGUAAAUUUUUCAAAGAAUUGCGCUUGCCCGACGGGCUCGUGCAAUUUUAUUGUCUGUGGAAAAUUUACUCGCCUGAAAUUUUUUCUCUUUAUUUCUAGAUGGCUGUAAUAACAGUCUGCCUGAGCGCCACAAUUUUAUUGGCCUUUUAGCUAUCAAGUGCUACCCCUUGUAGAUAACGAGCUACUUACUUAAAUUCCAAAAUAUGAAGCUCUUUUGUGCAGCUCACGAAAGAACGGAAGAAUCGGAUAGUUUGCUAAUCGUCUGUCAAAGCGAAGCUAAAAUCACUUGGCCAUCAGAAUACGAAAAGUGAUGGUUUUUGGAUGGAUACUUUUUCCAAUUUGCCCUAUUCUCCUUCUAAUUUAAAAAACGACUACAGUAGUACAUCUAGACAAUGGUUUCCAUUGGAUGUUAUCUUUGUAAAAAUUAAUUUUGUUGUAUUUUCUUUCUCUCAGAAGAAAGCGAGAAUGUUUGCCAUAUUUGGAGUCUAGCAAGGUGAAUUCGAUUAAUUGGAAGAAACCAAGCGAAAACAGCAAAGUUAGCGAUAAGAGUACUGGAAGCGAAGAAGAACCACUUUUAUACAUUGACUAACAUGCCAGAGAAAAAUAAUCGUAAUUGUACAUGUUUUUUGAGUAACUAAGCUUGAAAAAGAGGGAAUUACAACGAAGCAAUAGAACAAUCAGGGCUUAGAGUAGUACAUGUGGCUGCUGUCAUCGGAGGAAAUGACUGCUUGCUCACAUUAGUAAAGACCCUCUAGGUUCUGAUCGGUUGCUUCACCAAAGAAUAUUCGUUUACGCCGUAGAGUCAACGGCCAACUGUAAUGGUUUACUAUUUUAUACAAAGAGAGAAAAUAAUAAAGAGAACAUGAUUUGAACCGUUGGCAUUAGGAAGAAUGAAAGUUUUGAUGGCAUGGAAAGUGAAGUUUUUUAUGUUAUAAAAAUCAUGAAUCGUAUUUGUUUAUUGGCAGUAGGUAGUUGCAGGGGCUAAGAAAUCUGGUGCAAGCUGUUUCUCUUUUAGAUGGAGUCCUUCAUAAGCCCCAUGGCACUUCACUUGUUCGCAGUUUUAUAAAUUUUGACUUCGUCUUCUCUCCUACAAACAUGAAGCAAAAUUCACUUAGAAAUCAUUAGUCGUUGCUAUAAUUUGAUGUCAAAUCGAUACCAUAUAUUAUCAUUUUAAUAAUUUUUUUUAAACUAGAACUUUCAUGUAUCUUCAAAACUUGGAGCUAUUAGUUACGUACAUUUCACAAAAAUUUGGUAAUAUCAUAGUAUAUCUGAGGAAAUAUUGUAGAAAAAGAAAAUAGUUGUUUUAGAGAUGA